This is a messenger RNA of Dovyalis caffra, 279 nucleotides long. The record is from the annotation of a GenBank genome assembly. Lineage: Eukaryota; Viridiplantae; Streptophyta; Magnoliopsida; Malpighiales; Salicaceae.
AUGGCUCGUUCUUUUUCAAACGCAAAGGUUAUCUCUGGCUUGAUCAGCAGGGCAAUCAACGGCAGAGGAUUCUCAGCUGUUGCAUCUCAAGGAGCUGCUGUUUCCAAGGCAAGAAGCAGUGCUGCUUCCAUGGUGAAGAAAACAGGGGAGGAGGUUGGCAAGUCUACCGAGAAGACUUCCUGGGUUCCAGAUCCUCGUACCGGAUUCUACAGACCAGAGAAUGUUAUUGAGGAAAUCGAUGCAGCUGAAUUACGUGCUUCUCUCUUGAAGAAACAUUAA